Messenger RNA from Alosa alosa (allis shad), 2460 nucleotides. RefSeq names its product gap junction protein delta 2b (gene gjd2b). The record is from RefSeq and is a predicted model, not a curated record. NCBI's taxonomy places the organism in Eukaryota, Metazoa, Chordata, Actinopteri, Clupeiformes, Clupeidae. Gene Ontology annotation, cellular component: connexin complex. Bases 490 to 1410 code for a protein of 306 amino acids. Gene Ontology annotation, biological process: cell communication. The transcript is spliced from 2 exons.
CGGCCGUUGGACAUCCCAGCUGAUUUGGCUGAAACACCACUCACCACUCCAUUUAUUACCGAUUAAUCUGGUGCAGUUUGGCAUAUUCGGAGAAUAAAGAAACCGAGAAAUGCUAGUGCUCCUGGUUAGCUCUCCAACAACCUGUCUGCGCGUGACGCGAGGGAGGGGGGUCUACUUAAAGCAGGAUUAGCGCAAGCCAAACAUUAUACUGAAGUCCCCGUCCGUCCAUUCAGGCUCUGCGCGACCUAUCGUCCUGCUCGGCAGAUCGAAAAUAGGAGGGCUUUAUACUAAUCAGCACUUCAGUCUUGCGCGAGCAAAAGUGCUGGGUCGUCGUGCAAGCCUCUGUUAGAAGCGCAAGAGGCAAGGGGGCAGCAUACGCGCGUGAUCAAUGCAUUCGCCAAAUACAAUAAGAGCGUGCGGAGAAGAGGACAGGGAACGAGAGUAGAUAUACAUUUUCUUUUUAGCAAAGAGUUUUAACACAUCAUCCGAAUGACAAUGGGGGAAUGGACGAUACUAGAGCGGCUGUUAGAGGCUGCUGUCCAGCAGCACUCUACUAUGAUCGGAAGGAUCCUACUAACAGUGGUAGUGAUCUUCCGGAUUCUAAUAGUUGCUAUAGUGGGAGAGACGGUGUACGACGACGAGCAGUCCAUGUUCGUGUGUAACACGCUACAGCCAGGCUGCAAUCAGGCUUGCUACGACAAAGCAUUCCCAAUAUCCCACAUCAGAUACUGGGUAUUCCAGAUCAUCAUGGUGUGCACCCCCAGUCUCUGUUUUAUCACCUACUCCGUGCACCAGUCGGCAAAGCAGAAGGAGCGGAGGUUCUCCACUGUUUACCUUUCUCUGGACAAGGACCAGGAUUCUAUGAAAAGAGACGACAGUAAAAAGAUCAAGAACACAAUUGUGAACGGAGUAUUACAGAACACGGAGAACUCAACAAAAGAAUCCGAGACGGAUUGUCUUGAAGUGAAGGAGAUGCCUAGUUCAGUCAUGAGAACUACCAAGUCCAAAAUGAGACGUCAAGAAGGCAUCUCAAGAUUCUACAUCAUCCAGGUCGUUUUUCGAAACGCGCUAGAGAUAGGGUUUUUAGUGGGUCAAUACUUCCUCUACGGAUUCAAUGUCCCUGCCGUGUAUGAAUGUGAUCGAUACCCCUGCAUCAAAGAUGUUGAGUGCUACGUUUCAAGACCAACGGAGAAGACCGUGUUUCUGGUCUUCAUGUUCGCCGUCAGUGGGAUAUGUGUGGUCCUGAACCUCGCAGAACUCAACCACCUUGGCUGGAGGAAAAUCAAAACAGCUGUGAGGGGUGUACAGGCUAGGAGAAAGUCAAUUUACGAGAUCAGAAACAAAGACUUGCCGCGAAUGAGCAUGCCCAAUUUCGGUCGCACUCAGUCGAGUGACUCCGCCUAUGUGUAGCGCCUAUCAGGCUGCUGGGGGUCAACAUGGUGGAUAACAGCUGUAUUGAGACAAAACAGAAAUAAUGAUGUGUUGGAUAGUUCAUCUCACCAAUUUCCUCUGAAGUAGGUGGGGUAGAUCAAUUUAAUUUGUCUUGUACAGACAAUUUAAAAAACAAACGGACCAAACGUUUGUUUGUCAUAUUUAUGAAAAAAAGGCACUGAACGUGGGGGUAAAUACAUAUUGCACUAAAUAUGACGAGCCAAACGUACCUGAUUAAUGAGAUGAAGGUGUUCUUACAGUGAACUUACCACCGGUUUUGACAUCAUCCAGACGACAAACCUCUCACACCAUAUAUAUGUUUUCUUGGUAUUUAUUAACGAAUUUCCAUUUGGCAUCAAACUUACAGUAGCUUCUAUAUACAGUAGCCUAUUUUCAUUCUCUAUGUUUUUGGUUGCCUGCGCUCACACCAUCGACCUUAACAUAAACUGUCACUCCAUUGCUUUAAAGCCGAGUAGCAGAACGAUAGCUUGGAGACUACUGCACACGCUAACGUCUGCGACUUGUUAAUUUUAUUUAUUUUUUUAUACCAAAGCGCCCAUUUUGCUUCCAUUUGUGAAAAAAUGUGUUCUGUUGCUUCUGUGUAUUCAAGUGCCAUACAUGUACAUAGAUAUACACAUAUUACAUAGAGAGAAUAUACUAUUCAUCAUGAAAGAUAAAGUCCACGAGUGGAUGACACCAGAUGCUAAAAUCUGUCCCUUUAAUUUAUAUUGACAUGGGUAAAAUGGAAAUGGUAAGCUAAUAUUCAUAUUUUAUUUGUAUAACUGAAGAAGCCAUAAUCCUUAUGUGUUCUACGAGUAUAUCUAUGAGAAAUAACUCGAAAAGAAAACAGCACAAUUUAAAUAUGAUUCAGUAUUUAAGUAAAGGGGACAGGUUGACAGGCCCCUGGUGCUACCAUUUUCCCCAAAAAUUUAAUGAUGCAAUCUGUUGAUGUGAAAAGAAAUAGAGAAAAACAAAAAAACAUAUAUUAAUGUGCAAAAAUAAAAAGAAAAGUGGAAUUCAUGUACCCAA